Molecule: messenger RNA, 26797 nt
Organism: Coregonus sp. 'balchen'
Lineage: Eukaryota; Metazoa; Chordata; Actinopteri; Salmoniformes; Salmonidae
Source: the annotation of a GenBank genome assembly
AUGGCAGAGGUGAGAAGAGAUUGGUAUGGCAGUUGUUUUUUUUGCGGGUGUUUUCGGGGUCUUCGUGUGAGGAAUGUGGUGGAGUCUCCUCUGUCACACAGUGCACUGCUCUUACUCAGUCACGGAAACGCCUCAAUUCUUACAACCCAGCUACACAGAGACUGAUGAAAUGCACGAAGAAUGCACUAUGUAUCUGUCUAUCUAUCCAAAUGACAUUGUCUCUCCGUCGUCCAUCAACGCAUCAGCCCCAUAGAAAAACCAUUGGCUCAAUCUUUGAUGGAUAUGAAAUCUCUGUGGUCGGGUCCUUUUUUUUAGGAUUUUCAGACUUCAGCAAUGAGUAAAGACUGCCAAUCUGCCAUUCUACUUUUCAGUGUGUUACUAUACCUUUAUGUUGAUUUUGAUUACAUUUGGUCGCUGACUUUCUCAUUUUCAUGCUUCACAGGGAGAAAAAACAGAAAAUUCAAGACAUAAAGAACAAUAUAAAGGAAGCUAUAGAGGUAAGUAAUUGGUACUGUUUUCUGCUCAUUUCUCCCUCUUGUUUUCAUUGUUUAUAUGAGUAGUCACUACUAGUAGCCCAAUAGAGGAAAUCCUUCAAAUGUUUUAUGUAUCGAUUUAGAAAAAAAAUAUCCGUAUUUUUCUGAGUCGUUUUUUUAAAGCAAUGUCUUUCCAUUUUUCCUUAAUUCCAGACUAUAGUGACAGCCAUGAGUACACUCACACCCCCAGUCAAGUUAGCCAACCCAGCACACCAGUUCCGAAUCGAAUACAUCCUGAACCUAGUAAAUCAGAAGGAUUUCGAAUUUACGUCGGUAAGUAUUUUUCUAUCUAAUUAACAAUCACACGCUAUCUCUGUCAUGUUGGCAUGUUUCAGGGUUUUUCUCUGACGUUGCACAUCAGGAAGUCACCCUCUGGAGACUGCAGUAAAAGAGGUGGUCCAAUGAACCACACUCACUUGAUGAGUAAUUUUGCCUUGGCUCAGUGGGCUAAAACAGUCUGGUUCGAACUAAUUGGAUACUGCUGUCUCAUUCAGAGUUUGUGUCCCAAAAGAUAAUCUCCAUCUCAAGGUUUUCAACUGUUGAAACUAUGAACAUUAGUCAAACUGGCUGCUAAUGUGAUAUAGGUCUACGUUUUUGAAUUUCAAAGGAAGAACUCUUAAGACGAGGCAGGAUGGAAUAGGCCAGUCAGUGAAUGGAGGAAUGGGUAAAUACGUGGAAAUAUUGGACUAUAAAUUGUUCCUUCCUGUAUUAUACUUAUGCUCAAAUGUUUAUUCUAUUCUACUGAGCCAUUUACUUCAUGUUCGUAUUCUUAUCUUUUAUUAUUUCUUAUUGUUGUUGCAUUGUCAAGAAGGAACCUGCAAGUAAGCAUUUCGUUGGACGAUGUAUACCAUGUGUAUCCUGUACGAUUAAUACAACUUUAAACUUGGGCCAAUAAGUUCCGAGUCAAACAUCACAUCAGUCACGGUAGCUACUACAGUAUGGUGUCUGUCUGUCUGUUUGUCUGUCUGUUUUGUGGUUCAGUAAUUAGCAGGUGUACUCCCCUUGGGAUGCUCACAAUUGAAUGAGGCUCUCACCUGAGAGUUGCACAGCCUGUGCCUGUUAACACUGAUUGUGUUUAAUAACCCUAAAUGGGUCUGAUGGGAGUUCACCUCUGAAACACCCUCCAAACUGUAUGUUCCCAGGGCAGACAGGCAGGCAGACCGGCAGGCAGACCGGCAGGCAGGGUAAGCAAGCAGGCAGGCAGACACCCAGGCAGGCAAGGCCUGUAAAGGUGUUCACUGCAAGUAAGCCUAAAAUUCCAAUCCAGGUUAAAUGUAAUUUCUAAAGUGAUUUAUGACCAAUAUGUAGAAGACCAAGACACCAUGUGCAGUAUGUUAAUAACUUGUUCUGAUUCUGAAUCAGAAGUUGUAACUAGGGCUGAAACAACUACCAUGUACAGUGGGGAAAAAAAGUAUUUAGUCAGCCACCAAUUGUGCAAGUUCUCCCACUUAAAAAGAUGAGAGAGGCCUGUAAUUUUCAUCAUAGGUACACAUCAACUAUGACAGACAAAUUAAGAAAAAAAAAUCCAGAAAAUCACACUGUAGGAUUUUUAAUGAAUUUAUUUGCAGAUUAUGGUGGAAAAUAAGUAUUUGGUCACCUACAAACAAGCAAGAUUUCUGGCUCUCACAGACCUGUAACUUCUUCUUUAAGAGGCUCCUCUGUCCUCCACUCGUUACCUGUAUUAAUAGCACCUGUUUGAACUUGUUAUCAGUAUAAAAGACACCUGUCCACAACCUCAAACAGUCACACUCCAAACUCCACUAUGGCCAAGACCAAAGAGCUGUCAAAGGACACCAGAAACAAAAUUGUAGACCUGCACCAGGCUGGGAAGACUGAAUCUGCAAUAGGUGAGCAGCUUGGUUUGAAGAAAUAAACUGUGGGAGCAAUUAUUAGGAAAUGGAAGACAUACAAGUCCACUGAUAAUCUCCCUCGAUCUGGGGCUCCACGCAAGAUCUCACCCCGUGGGGUCAAAAUGAUCACAAGAACGGUGAGCAAAAAUCCCAGAACCACACAGGGGGACCUAGUGAAUGACCUGCAGAGAGCUGGGACCAAAGUAACAAAGCCUACCAUCAGUAACACACUACGCCGCCAGGGACUCAAAUCCUGCAGUUCCAGACGUGUCCCCCUGCUUAAGCCAGUACAUGUCCAGGCCCGUCUGAAGUUUGCUAGAGUGCAUUUGGAUGAUCCAGAAGAGGAUUGGGAGAAUGUCAUAUGGUCAGAUGAAACCAAAAUAGAACUUUUUGGUAAAAACUCAACUCGUCGUGUUUGGAGGACAAAGAAUGCUGAGUUGCAUCCAAAGAACACCAUACCUACUGUGAAGCAUGGGGGUGUAAACAUCAUGCUUUGGGGCUGUUUUUCUGCAAAGGGACCAGGACGACUGAUCCGUGUAAAGGAAAGAAUGAUUGGGGCCAUGUAUCGUGAGAUUUUGAGUGAAAACCUCCUUCCAUCAGCAAGGGCAUUGAAGAUGAAACGUGGCUGGGUCUUUCAGCAUGACAAUGAUCCCAAACACACUGCCCGGGCAACGAAGGAGUGGCUUCGUAAGAAGCAUUUCAAGGUCCUGGAGUGGCCUAGCCAGUCUCCAGAUCUCAACCCCAUAGAAAAUCUUUGAGGGAGUUGAAAGUCCGUGUUGCCCAGCGACAGCCCCAAAACAUCACUGCUCUAGAGGAGAUCUGCAUGGAGGAAUGGGCCAAAAUAGUGUGUGAAAACCUUGUGAAGACUUACAGAAAACGUUUGACCUGUGUCAUUGCCAACAAAGGGUAUAUAACAAAGUAUUGAGAAACUUUUGUUAUUGACCAAAUACUUAUUUUCCACCAUAAUUUGCAAAUAAAAUCAUAAAAAAUCCUACAAUGUGAUUUUCUGGAAUUGUUUUUCUCAUUUUGUCUGUCAUAGUUGACGUGUACCUAUGAUGAAAAUUAAAGGCCUCUCCAUGUAACUGUGUAACCGAUGGUUAUGGAAGAAGUAAAAUAACCGUCUAAAUAUAUAUAUAUAUUGUACUGAGUGUACAAAACAUUAGGAACACCUGCUCUUUCCAUGACAUAGACUGACCAGGUGAAAGUUAUGAUCCCUUAUUGAUGUCACUUGUUAAAUCCAAUUCAAUCAGUAUAGAUGAAGGGGAGGAGACAGAUUAAAUAAGGAUUUUUAAGCCUUGAGACAUGGAUUGUGUAUGUGUGCCAUUCAGAGGGUGAAUGGGCAAGACAAAAAAUGUAAGUGCCAUUGAACGGGGUAUGGUAAUAGGUGCCAGGCGCAUCGGUUUGAGUGUGUUAAGAACUGUAACGCUGCUGUGUUUUUCACGCUCAACAGUUUCCCUUGUGUAUCAAGAAUGGUCCACCACCCAAAGGACAUCCAGCCAACUUAACACAACUGUGGGAAGCAUUGGAGUCAACAUGGGCCAGCAUCCCUGUGGAACACUUUCGACACUUUGUAGAGUCCAUUCCUCGACGAUAUAUAUAUAUUAUUUUUGGGGGAAAGAACCGCUGACUAAAGACGGGACGGCCGGGCAUUCGUGUGGUUGAGUAAGAAAGGUGUUAGAGCAAACGAUGAAUAGAAUGGGCUUAGAACCUCUAACCCUGGCAAUUUGACUGGUAAACUCAUAGAAGCGGUAAAGGUCAAUCGAACUCGACCAAAACAAUGGAAUUGCCGUGGAAACGUUUGGGGGAAAGAUCCCGAGUCUCCUCAUUGCCCCCCAGCAAAAAUGUGUCUACAUUUAAGCUGUGUUUAUAUGUGUAUGAGUAUAAUGCUUGUAUGGAUUUCAACCCCAACACAAACACAUGUUCAUGUCGUUGUUACCAAUCAACUGCAUUACAGUUCAAAAACAACUUUGACUAUCAUCAACUAUUUCUGAAUGCUAGCUAUGCUAACCAGCUUAUAUGAAUGGGAGUUAGCAUUUAGCAGUCACUUCUUCUAAACCUGAAAAUGGACAACUUCUACAUGUUAUGCAGUGAAAACAGCCAAAUAUAUCAAAAUCGGACUUAAGUAAGCUUAUUGUGGGCCUGUUACAAUACAUAAAUCAUGACGGAUUUGACGAAUAUCCACUUUGUUAGAUCAGAUUUGUUGAAUGUGCGCCGAUCUGGUCAAUGGAACGUCUGCGUUCCAUUGACUCCUUUACCGCAUCUAUGGGUACACUCGCAAUGGCUGCCUUGGAUUGUGAUGCAAUAAUUUCCACGGUAAUGUAGAAUGUUCAUUCAAAUGAUGUUAACUGAUGUGGCUCAUGCAAUGGAAUGUAUUGUUUGUAAUGUCAGUUGAGUUGAAACAAGAAAUCACAGCACAUAUUGAUGGGUGCACUUCCUGCUUUUACUUGCUGCUUUUACUUGCUGCUUUGCUCCUAUGGGUAGCCUACAUUCGCAAUGGCCACCAGUCCACCCAUUAUACCAUCAUUGACUUGAAUGCCAUCAUUGACUUCUAUAAUUACAGAGAACGCGGUCAUUCGGUUGGCCAAUUACCGUCAUCCAAAAUUCCAUGACCGUCACAGCCCUCGUUGCAACAUUAGGUUUGCCCUGAUGCGUUCUAUAGAUUUGAGGAUCUUUCAUAUGGUCUGUUGCUGUGCCAAAGGAAUCUAUGUCAAUCAACACUAAAUAUAUGGUGGAUUGGAAUGUCUGUGGCUACUGACUACUUCUCUGAAGCAUCUAACUGAUUACAUGAAUGUGGGUUUGUGUGUGUUUGGGCAGAGAAAACUAUCUGAUAGGCUUCUGCCUCCUCCUCCCUCUCCCCCCCCCCCCCCCCCAUCUCCUGGCCCUAGGCUAGGGCCUACCAGGAACCAGUCUGACUGGUUGACUGCCUGCUGCUCCGCUUUGCUUGGGCUUCUAACAGGGAACAGGGAGACUGACGGGGAGAGGAAACCCUGUAGAGAAGAGAAGGAGAGGGCUGCUGAGCUUAGCUGAUGUCCUGAAUAUACUGUAUCCCAGUGUUUGCCUUACCAUUGUACAGCCCACAACCCUGAAAGAGUUUGGCUUAUUCUAUGUAACGGCCUUGUGUCUCAGUAAAAUUGUGUCCAUGUCUCAAUGAACUUGCUGAACCUCUAUGUUCAUUUUCCUCAUCUGUCUCCUCUCCUCUUCUGUCCUUCUCUAAAUAUAACACUAGUUUGAACCAGGAGAGGCGUCUCGCUGUCUGUCUGUCUGUCUGUCCUCAGCUAUGUACGCUGAUGGGAUACCUCGUGAAUAGGGACAGGAGUUUUUUUCCUACCUGGUUAGGCAACGUGGUUAGGUGAAACACCUGGCCCUGCUACUGAAUCACUAGCAUUCAACUGCUCCUUGAUGUCAGGAUUGCGGUGUGUUCAGAGUGAGACUGACAGAUAAUAACAUUUCUGUUUUGUUUGGUUUGCAUUUUGGUAGUUAUAUCAAUUGUCAUGUAGGCCUCUGUCUUACUAUUGUCCAGAAGCCUAGUUGGGAAUUCUUAGAGAGUCCUUGUCAGUUGGAAAGGGAAAGUUCUGUUCUGUUAUCGUGUUGCUGUCCCUCAUUGUUCAUGUGUAGGCUUCUUGAUUUGAAGAAUGUUUGGUUCCCUCUGUAUCUCGUGUCCUGCGCCCACUCUGUCCUCCACUCACCAAUGUCAACAUGGCAGCGUCUUCCGAAGGAAUGGGUACAGCUGUAGGUUCAAUGAGACCACUAAAAGGAAUACAGAUGCAAUGCCCGCCCCAAAUAUGUUAUUUUACAGACAAAAAAAAGCGUUCUGAUUGGUUGAAUUAAUGUUGAAUUCCAAAUCGACUCCUAGCCUCCAUGCUAGCCCAGGGAUGGCCAACCCUCCUGGGCAGCUCCUGUAGGAUUUUGUUUGUCUAACUUUAACACAUAUGAUUAUACUAAUUAGCUCCUCCUCAGGAUUAACUGGUGAGGUGUGCUAUAAUAGGACUAGAGCAAAAGCCUGGAGAAGUUAGAUAGGAUAGAUUUAAGCAAUCAUUGAUUAAUCUUGCCUUCUGAUAGGCUUGGGGAAAUGUUCACCAUAUUCCUCAAUUAUUCAUUAUUUCAGAUCUACAGGAGUGCCGAGGGGCUAGGGCCUAGGCAUCCAUUUUUCUAUUGCCUAAAUGAAAUGAAUACCUGAAAUGUAAGCAAUGUUGAAGGACUUCUCUAAUCUGAGUUGGGUCCAAGUUGGCAACCGGUUCACUUCUCUACCCAUGGACUGUCCUGAUCCAGCUCUCUGUGUUGUGUCGUUCUGCAGGAGUUCUAUGAGCAUGCAAAGACCCUAUGGCAAGACGAGGGGGUGAAGGCCUGCUUCGAGAGAUCCAAUGAGUACCAGCUGAUCGACUGUGCACAGUAGUAAGUACCCAGUCAUUUUCCCUCUGUCUGACAUGCUGUGUAACACAUUUUUUUAUGCUUACUCUGAAUUCAUAUCAUCAAUUCAAGACUCUCUAACUUAAGUACAGGUUUACUAUGCAUUUUCUUUUCAUUUAACUCUUCUGUUGCAAACGUAUUAUAUUUGUCCAGCUGACAAUGGCAACCCGAAUGUACAGUAUGGCUGUUGUUGAGAUUGUCUUGCAGUAGCGUAGGUAUUUAUUUGUGUAGCUGGUGAUUUGUGCACUUACAGUAUAGGUUCAUUGUGGCUGUGUUGGGAGAGGUUUUUACAGUAGAGCUUCCCUUUCCCUCCUCCUCGGCUCCUAGCUUCUCUUUUCUGGAAUUCUUUCUUAUCCGUCCUUUGAUCUCUGUCAGGCCUGUCUCUGUUAUAAGUCAUGCAAUGGUCACAUGAACCCAGAGUUAUUGGAAGGCAGAUGCUCUUGGAGCUUUGCAGCAAGAUGAUCAUGAAAACUCUCCCUUGUAUGAAAUGUGGUUCUGGUUAGGGCUGGGUAAUAUAUUGAAUUCAUUUGAUUAAUUUGAACGUAUGUUUUAGCACAAUGUUCCAAAUGCCUGUAUCGCAAGAAUCAAGGUUUGACUUUUUCCCCAUUUUUAUUAGUGUUUGACUUUUUGGUCUCGCCUCCUUCGCUCCUUCUGUGCUGUGUGCACUUGUGCAACUUCCCACUCGCACACAGACACCAAGCCCCUCCCCCCUGCCACUCACAACAACAAAGAGACGAAAUAUCACUUCUUCCUCUCUGACAGCAAGCGGUUUCAACUCGCUAUUUGCAUUUGAGGUUUGGUCCAACAUAAAUCGGUCAUAUCGACACGAAACACAUUGAAACAUUAUUUUAUUGUAAUGGAGGAGAACUUAACCUUUGUAACGAUACCCUUUUUAUGUCUCAACUCCCAAAAUGUAGAACAGUGCAGACCCUAGUAAGACAGGAGUAUCAAGGAACAUUAUUGUGGAAAAUAAACCAGGUACUAGCAUUUUAGCCACAUACUGUUAUGUGCUAGCUGUCUAGUCUGUGUUUUAUAAAUGUGCAAUGAGCAUAAAAAUAUGUAUUUGUAUAAGGAAUUGGCAACUCAUUCUGAGUUUCUCAUUCUGAGAAAUAAGCAUCUUCUUAUCCAGGUAGGCCACUUGAUUUCAACAUCUAAACAAAGUGAACAGGCUAGACAGUUGGAGAUAGACGAGAGGGUGUAUCCAUAACAGUUCAACUGUUCUACCUUGUUAGCAUGCAAUUAGCUCCAAGUUGGCUAGACUUUAAAUAUAAAGGUAAGCUGGCUACACACUAGCAGUGGACUUGUGCUUGAGAGAUUGUUUAUGAGCCUGUGUUAAUUUUCUACAAUGCCUGCUACCAGAAGUUGGUCAUUAUUAGUGGAUCUGCAUUGUGCACGGUUUUGGUUACUUUUGUAACAACAUUUUUAUUUUCAUAGACAGUCUUGAAAGCCAGAUCAGUGAUUAUUGCAAAAACGCAGGUUAAACUAUUUUUUAUAAAAUAAUUAAAUGAUUAGUGGUUCUUAUGGUUGAAGGCUUAUAUUUAGCCUAGGUAUAAUUUUUCAAGUCCUGAAUUCAUUAGAUUAUCCCCGACUGUUUGAAAUGCGGUGUAUUGACCUUUAAUUGUUCAACAAAGCUUAUUUAGAGAAACGUAAAACAAAAUCGAAAUAUAUAUCGGGAAUCGCCCAUAAGUUGGAUAAAAUCGAGAUCUGAUUUUUAGGUCAUAUCACCCAGCCCUAAUUGUGGUUUGUUAUUCUGAGCACUGGGAUGGGACCUGCUCCUGGACCGUCAAAGACAGGCAGGCAGGCAAGCAGACAGACAUGCAGGCAGACAGACAGUUACGUGCAGGCUAAAUGGAGACGUACAGAGAGGGGUCUUUCCUGCAUUGCGGGGUAGGUAUGUCAGCCCUCUCCUCCUGUCUCCCAUACCCAGAAGCCCAGCAGCCCAGCCUGUGUUGUGGAUUAGAUGCUGGGCUGGUUGGCCAGACCGGAAGUGCUCCCCUUCCCCCACUGUAUGCUUAUGUAAACGGAGAAGCCGAGAAAGAGAGAGCUAUUUUUAACUCAGGCUAGCUGCAGAAGGAGAAAGAAUGUGUGUGUGUGUGUGUGUGUUGGGGAAAGAGAGACAACUUUAGCAUCAUUGAUGAAGGUGUCGGCGUGAAAUGAAAAUCUCUGUCUGAGUUGGUGAGGGAAUGUGUGGUCCUCUGUAGCUCAGCUGGUAGAGCACGGCGCUUGUAACGCCAAGGUAGUGGGUUCGAUCCCCGGGACCACCCAUACACAAAAAUGUAUGCACGCAUGACUGUAAGUCGCUUUGGAUAAAAGCGUCUGCUAAAUGGCAUAUUAUUAUUAUUAUUAUUAUUAUUAUAAUGUCAAGGCCCUCCCUCUGUAGUGUCCCCCCCUCUCUGUGGCUGUGAUAAGGACUCGGCUGAGGAGAUUGAAAUGGCAAUGCAGCCUCAGUCAGAUGGAGGCAGGCUCAUGGAAUACCUUAUUUUCUGUUAUCGUCAGAUUGUUAGGUUUUGAUGUGGUUGUCUGUGUUGUUUUUAAUUAAGGAUGUUUUGUAUCUUAAUCAUUUUAGCAAUACCAGAAAGCUAAUUAUUCUUAGUUUACAGUGCAACAGGGUGACAUUUUGAUUCUCCAAAAACACUGAAAUAUAGGCUACCACUUCAUAUACUCCUCUCAGUAUUUAUUUCACAACACCCAUGUGAUUGUGCUCCUGAGUGGCGCAGUGGUCUAAGGCACUGCAUCGCAGUGCUAGCUGUGCCACUAGAGAUCCUGGUUCGAAUCCAGGCUCUGUCAUAGCCGGCCGCGACCGGGAGACCCAUGGGGCGGCGCACAAUUGGCCCAGCGUCGUCCAGGGUAGGGGAGGGAAUGGCCGGCAGGGAUGUAGCUCAGUUGGUAGAGCAUGGUGUUUGCAAUGCCAGGGUUGUGGGUUCGAUUCCCGCGGGGGGCCAGUAUAAAUAAUAAUGUAUGCACUCACUAACUGUAAGUCGCUCUGGAUAAGAGCGUCUGCUAAAUGACUAAAAUGUCAAAUGUAAAUGUAAAUGAUUGCAUCGCGUGCCACAUGUAUCUUUAUCAUUUCAUUUUAUACCACAUACAUUAUCACCCUCCUCUCAUGUCCGUCACAUAUAAUGCCUAGAAGUUCUGAAAUGGCUGUUGUUACAAGUAUUACUUAUUUGUGUUGUCAAAAUGGGGUCAUAGUGUCUUUCUGUAACUGAGCACCACAUUUUAAUUCCUCAACAAUAGUGAUAAAACACGUUACGUUGCAGAUUCUUGAGAGAAAACCUUUACCGGAUCCCGUUAUGAAUUGGGGGUCAAUUUGGGGAGUGCCUUGAAAAGUUCCAACAGUAACAUGAAGACGAUACUGUAGUAUAAAUAGGAAACCAAACAGAGACCCAAAAUAAAAUGUCAACCAGUUUUGUUCUGUGGUUUAGACCUACUGAGAGCAGGGUAAACCUGCAUAAAUCUCAGUCCUACAUGAAUGUCACAAAAAAGGGGGGUUUGAAAUAAAUGUCAAUAUAACAAAUGUCACUAUGUAUUAGGAGUUUUGCAGUCAUAUUUGACAAUUAAUCUGUCAAAUGCAUUUUCAAUUGUUCGCUUUGGCCUAAUUCUGUAUUCCACACUAAAGUUGAUAAACUAGGCCUCAUUUUGCAUUUGUAGCUCAGAUUUCCUGAUAAGGUUUGCACGUAAACUCACUAGAUAAUUCAGUGAACAGCACUGGGAAGUGAAUUUGCGACGCCGCAGCGAAAGCAGAGAGGUUGUUGAGCUGUUCCCCUCAGGCUGCUGUGGAGAGCUUUCUGUGGAAAUGCUGAGGAAAUGGAGCUGUGUGGAGUAGCCUAGCCAACUAGCCGCUGUCGUACGUAUCAGAUGAGCUAUUGACCAUUCAGUCUGACCUGUCAAUGCUCUCCGCGUUUGACGCUACUAUAAUGUGGCGUAGCUUUCUCUCAAAGCCACACUAUCUUUACUCCUCUAUACACUGUUCUCUUGGUAAACUAUUCUCUCCCAUUCUCUCCCUCUCCGGUUUGCAGGGACAGAAAAUGGCUGGGACUGAGUCACUGAGUCAUCACAUGAGGGAGGGAGGGAGAAAGGUUUCACUGGAAACAGGGUUUGAGGAGAGUGUAAAAGCGCUUUUCAAACUGAAAGCCCUGGUCGUGUGUGUGUAUUUUCGUGUAGGUGCACACACUGCACAAUGCAUAUCUAAAAUCGUCCCUAGGCUAUUUAUCAAGCUGACUGCAUUUCCAGCGUGAGAAUAGGUAAACAGUUGUUGGUUCCAGCUGUAUGGCUGUAACACUGUUAGCGCGUCUCACAACUUUCCUGGUCUGCGUACGUAGCUACGUUGUUGCGAUCCCAGUCGGUUGUGAUUUCUAGAAUGCUCUCCUGUUUAGAGCCUGUGUUGCCCCUUUCCUUCUCUAUUUCCAGCAUUCUGUUCUUCACAGCCCUCCCUUUGCUGGCCUCUCUCCACCUUUCCUUCCCCCCCCCCUCUUCUCUCCCUGCAUUUCUUUCUCUCUCUCUCCUCUUUUCUUUCUGUCUGUCUCUCCCUCUCUCUGGCCUCACUCCAGUCACAGAAGAUUGGGAGCUCAUAGUCUAUUUAUAGCCCGGUGGUUCUGUCACCAUGACAACCAAGCUGGAGGCCAGGGCGCCAGGGAGCUAUUUUUGGAGCAGCUCUGUAAUGUCAGACACAGCCUUCUCUCUCUUUUCUCUCCUUCUAUCCCUCUCUAUUCUGUAUCAGAGCGACUUCUGGAUGUGUAGUGUAGCGUACCCAUUAAGCUAAAUUACGUUGAAAAUACUUUUCCAGACGUUGACGUCAGGUGCAUUUUAGGCGCUGAAUGAUAUAUGAAAAUGCUUUAUUUCCGGACAUCGAAAAUUCGUAUUUUCCAGACGUUGAAAAUAUGUAUUUUCUGGACGUUGAAAAUACAAAUUUUUCAGUCAUUGAUUCUAUGGCCAAAUUUCAACUGUAGAUACAGUGAGGGAAAAAAAGUAUUUGAUCCCCUGCUGAUUUUGUACGUUUGCCCACUGACAAAGACAUGAUCAGUCUAUAAUUUUAAUGGUAGGUUUAUUUUAACAGUGAGAGACAGAAUAACAACAAAAUAAUCCAGAAAAACGCAUGUCAAAAAUGUUAUAAAUUGAUUUGUAUUUUAAUGAGGGAAAUAAGUAUUUGACCCCUCUGCAAAACAUGACUUAGUACUUGGUGGCAAAACCCUUGUUGGCAAUCAGAGGUCAGACGUUUCUUGUAGUUGGCCACCAGGUUUGCACACAUCUCAGGAGGGAUUUUGUCCCACUCCUCUUUGCAGAUCUUCUCCAAGUCAUUAAGGUUUUGAGGCUGACGUUUGGCAACUCGAACCUUCAGCUCCCUCCACAGAUUUUCUAUGGGAUUAAGGUCUGGAGACUGGCUAGGCCACUCCAGGACCUUAAUGUGCUUCUUCUUGAGCCACUCCUUUGUUGCCUUGGCCGUGUGUUUUGGGUCAUUGUCAUGCUGGAAAACCCAUCCACGGCCCAUUUUCAAUGUCCUGGCUGAGGGAAGGAGGUUCUCACCCAAGAUUUGACGGUACAUGGCCCUGUCCAUCGUCCCUUUGAUGUGGUGAAGUUGUCCUGUCCCUUAGCAGAAAAACACCCCCAAAGCAUAAUGUUUCCACCUCCAUGUUUGACGGUGGGGAUGAUGUUCUUGGGGUCAUAGGCAGCAUUCCUCCUCCUCCAAACACGGCGAGUUGAGUUGAUGCCAAAGAGCUCGAUUUUGGUCUCAUCUGACCACAACACUUUCACCCAGUUCUCCUCUGAAUCAUUCAGAUGUUCAUUGGCAAACUUCAGACGGGCCUGUAUAUGUACUUUCUUGAGCAGGGGGACCUUGCGGGCACUGCAGGAUUUCAGUCCUUCACGGUGUAGUGUGUUACCAAUUGUUUUCUUGGUGACUAUGGUCCCAGCUGCCUUGAGAUCAUUGACAAGAUCCUCCCGUGUAGUUCUGGGCUGAUUCCUCACUGUUCUCAUGAUCAUUGCAUGGAGCCCCAGGCCGAGGGAGAUUGACAGUUAUUUUGUGUUUCUUCUAUUUGUGAAUAAUCGCACCAACUGUUGUCACCUUCUCACCAAGCUGCUUGGCGAUGGUCUUGUAGCCCAUUCCACUUGUCGUUCCCUACUGCAACAUCCCAAGCUAAUUUUCCCUCCUGUGCAGGUGGGAGUGAUCUCUUGGUAUGCUCAUCUCUCUCUAACAGCGAGUUGAGUAUUGAGAUUAAGACUCGAUUUAGGUUUGCAUCCUAACCACUCAGUUACCUGUAUAAGAACCUGCCAGAAUUCAUUUGAUUGAAUUGGGUCAAACGCUUAUUUGCUUCUAAGGGGACCUUACUGAACAUUUCACUGCGUUUUCUGGUUUUUUCAAUUGUUUUCUGUUGAUAUGUCCAACUGCCUUAAAUUAUUGAAAAUGCUCAUUUUUUGUCGUGGGCAACGUCAAAUCACAUGGGAAAAUCUUACUUCCACGUCGGAAUUCUUCAAUGGACCCAGCCAAUAGAUUUUUUUUAGUAUCAUUCAAUUAUAAUCGCACCAACUGUUGCACUUCCAUCCUCUUUGGAUGUCUUUAGCCUUCAGCCGGUAGUAAUCUGUCCUGACUCCUUGAACUUUUGGUCUUGAUGAUUGAUUGAUUGCUUCUGUGGACAGGUGUCUUUUAUACAGGUAACAAACUGAGAUUAGGAGCACUCCCUUUAAGAGUGGUCAUGGAUCAUUUAGCUAUUUGAUUUAGAAUUGUAGGACUCCUGUAGGUAUAACCAUUUUUUUAUUUUUUUAAGUAUUUGAUAACAUAUUGAAUUUGGCCUUUACUGGCAUGCAGCAUAUUGGCAGUGCUUGCUGUGACUUGUAGUGCAGCACGUCGUGGGCGGUUUGCAAGCAGGCCAAAAUGAAUUGACAACCCAAAUCAUUGCAAGGGCCGAGGGCCUUGUGUUUGACACGUGCUCUGUGUUUGACACGUGCUCUACGGGCAUUUCAAAGUUCCAGAGUGAGAUCUCUGCUAGUUUAAAAGUUAAGACCCAUUUUAUACAGAGAAAGUGGCAUAGUAGGCAAUGUAAACAGCCAUAGCCCUCCUUUUAAACUGGGUGGACACUACAUGUUUUUAGCCUGAUCUACGGGCUCCCAAUCAGCUCCCGGUGCAUUUUUCCAAGUCGUAGGAAAUCUGAGCAAACCUGGAGCAAAACAUAAUGCCGCAGCCUGUAAAGGGUAAGCACAUACCCGAUUUGUGGUUGAUCGCUCCCGGGCAUUAUCGCCAAGUGUGAGCAGUGCUCAUAGCAGAUGCGAGACAUGUCCCACUAUCAGCUACUCAGAACUAUAAAGGUUCUCUUCAACUACCUCACAAGUUCAUCACAACAAUGCCACCAAAAAGAAAACAAGACGCACCAGUGUGUGCACUAUGGUCUUGUGCCAAAGAGGAAAAAAUUGUUGAAUUGUGGCAGGACCAACAUUGCUAGAGCUACCACGACAGUUGGAGAGCUACCACGACAGAGUGGAGAAAGACCGACGGUGGAGGGAAAUAGCCCUGGAGAUAGAAAUAGCUGGUAAGAUAUGUUAUUAAUAGUGUUGUAGCUCAAGCUAACAUAUGUUUACAUCAGGUCAUACACAAAUUAUACAUUUUUCUAAUGUCCAUCAACGUAAUAUAGGAAGCCUUAUAUCAAAUAUUUGUUUGUGAAACAACAACUUGCGGAAACGUGUAAAAACAACAACGGGUGGCAGGUAGCCUAGCGGUUAGAGCGUUGGGCCAUUAAGCGAAAGGUUGCUGGUUCGAAUACCUGAGCCGACAAGGUGAAAAAUCAGUUGAUGUGCUCUUGAGCAAGGCACUUAACCCUAAUUUGCUCCAGGGGCGCCGUACUACUAUGGCUGACCCUGUAAAACAACACAUUUCACUGCACCUAUCCAGUGUGUGGCAAUAAAACAUUUUUUUUACUUUCAUAAAUGUUUAGUUAUCACUCUCUUUCACUGUCUCCACACACACACAAAACGUAACACAAACAUUACAUCUAAAUUUUUAACAGAUGUGUAUUUCCAUCUCUGUCAUAUGAAACUGCUGGCAUGUGUGGUGCGCAUUAGACCGGUGUUUUCUCGCUACUUCCAUUUUGGAACAUUGGUGCGCAUAACAUGUGUGCAUUGCUGCGCUUAUAAUGUGAAGAAAUAAUCGUUUAUCAACAUUUUAAGCUAAACUGUCAGUCUCGUUGUGUUUAUAAGCUAUGCAGGAUAUUUUUAGACUGCAGAGGUGACGCAAGCUAGAUCUACUCUGGGUUUUCAAAAGCUAACCAGCUUCAGUUAGCUUCACAUUCCAGCUCAGGCUUCAUCCGUACUAUGACGGUGGGUAUUGCUUGUCCGCCUGCCGCUAACUCUAGCAGGCUUGUAACUGCGCGUGCACAUCAUUGAGACAAUCAAAACUCUUCAUUGAGACAAUCAAAAUGAAAGAAAAUGUAUCUUGCAAAUUCAGCAGGCUAUGGUGUGAAGUAGGCUUUUAGGAGUGCCAUCUUUAUCUUAUUACUUAUCGUUUAUGUCGUUUUUGGUGUGCUUUGGUGUGCUUAUCACAAGUACAAGCACCUUUUUCCCACUCCUAUCAAUCAAAUAAUUGAAUGAAAGUCAUACAGAAGUGUUACUGUGCUUGAACUUUAAAAUGCAUUCUCUCAUUAAUAAAUGUGUAAUGUGAUAUAUUGUAACAGAACUAUUUUUAACACAAAAAAUUUUGAUUUAAUAAAAUAAUUAAUCAGUCAUCUUCCUCAAAUGAAGGGGAUGAUGCCGUAAUCUUUUCAAGAGGGAGGGAAUCUGAUUUCAUCGGUCCCCAUUCGCGGCUCAGUCAUUUCAUUCAGGGGAAGUGGAGUUAGCCAUGAGUUAGCCUGCCCCGGAGCAGGUUAGUUCUGAAGGAUUCGUUGCCAUAGAAAUGUACCUGGCUAAAAGGUGAGCCACUUUCGUAUGACCGGUUAUCCCGAGUUGAACUCAGAGUUGACCAAAGCUACCUCGCUAACUCCUCAAACCUGCUUCAUAGGAUACCCCAUGUCCACUGGGCAUCAGUUCAAGUAGCCUAUGUAGGCUACAUGCAGACUACAUCACGUCUCGUGUGAAUUCUUAUGUGGAUUAUAAUAAAGUGACACAUUUGUAGGGGGUAGAUGUAUUUAUCAAUUGUUUUAUCAUAUGUUCAAAGCAAGCAAUAGGCAGAAUACAUUAUUGGUGGUCUCAGUGCCUGUGCAGUUACGGCCGCUGACCCCGGCACACAUACGCCAGAGUCCACAUGGGUUCAAAUCCGGCCCACUGCCCUUUGACUCACCCUUCCCGUCUUUCCAACACAGUUCUAUCUCUUCAAUAAAAGCUCAAAGAUUGGGACUGCCCUACUCGUUAAAAAGUACCUUUAAGAAAUAAUAAUAGGCUUGUAUAAUAUAAUGAUAAUACAUUAUAAUGAUGAUCUAGGCCUAAUAAUAUGCCAUUUAGCAGUGGGAGGAUUUUAACAUUAACACGUGGGUGCAGAAAAGUGCCAGAUACUUGAAUGAUAAUGACCAAAUCAUUGUCGCACGAUUAAAGAGACGGGGUUGGCGCAAAUUGCAGGAGUGGGGAUGGUGAAAUCAGCUGUUCAAUCAGCUGUCAAUCAACUGAUGUCCGAAAUCAGCUCAUCAGCUCAGCCAGGGAAACACAAACGGUAGCCUAUUAUCAGUUUUCACACCUUUCAUUAUGUGACAAUGGAUAGGCUAACGGGUAGCCUACAGAAUGUAUUAGAAUAUAAUCAAAUAACAAGGGGCCUAUUGCAACCAUCAAUCGCACGAGAUUAUCACCAGUUGAUGUUUUGUUAAACCAUCAAUACGCGCUAAAUUCACCCGCACAGCUGUUCUGAAUUGCAACCAUUAUUGGUCACCUCAUUACCGCUCCCUAAAAGAUGUCGUCAGUGUUACCUUAGUCUAUUGAAAUAAAAUUUGAAGCCACAGUCCAACAAUUCCUGCCUGAACAUUGACUCCUACUGGUAUAUGAGGGGUAAUGUACUUCAGUGAGAACAAGUCUACCAUCUAGAUGCCUACCUCUAUAUACCCUAGCAACGCGCAUGCCCCGCCCACCUGAGGAUCUGUCUUUUUCAGCCAUCUAUUUCUUGCGUUUGAGGGGUGCAAAAUCCACUUGUCACUUAAAUCUCGCCGGAUUGCUUGCUUUCUUUUUACUCCUGCGACUCUUUCAUACUCUUGCUAGUGCCUGUCAUUUUUCCCCGUUAACGUUAAGACCGCAAACAUUUUUGUAAUGACCUGUCAAACACACCCUGGUAAUGGCUGAAAUGGGCUCAAUGGGAGACAUUGGCUUUCUGUUGAAUCUAUAAGAACGCUAAUGCUUCGUCUGGGAUUUAACCCACUGUCUUGACACUUACAUCACAAGAAAAAUAAGAAAGAUAACAUUAUUUUAAUAUUGUUGUUUUUUGGGGAGGGAAUUGAAAAAGUAAUCAUUUAAUAGAGUUGAAAUGUUUACAAAUUAGAUGCAUUGAAAUGAAAGCAACUUCCGAAAAUGAACACUUGGAUUAUAGUGGAAUUAUGUCUGAUCUCGCAAACAAUGUAAAGUAUGUUUAGAUAGGUGUAAUCUAGAGCCAAGUGUGUUGAUUUUUGUAUCCUGCUAUUGACACACUUAUGCAACAGAACAUCACAGCAACAGUAAUUAAUGAGGCAGUCUACAUUUUACAUUUACAUUUUAGUCAUUUAGCAGACGCUCUUAUCCAGAGCGACUUACAGGAGCAAUUAGGGUUAAGUGCCUUGCUCAAGGGCACAUAGUCUAGACAGCGCAGGUGAGUACAGGUAGGGAAGACAGAGCAAGUGUUUGGUGGUUGCAGCCCUGUACCGCCCCUUUAUGUUAAUGUAUUAAUAUGCAAAUACACCCGGUGUAUUUAUGCAAAUAGGGCAUAUUUAAUUAAAAGAAUACCUGAUACAAUAAGAAAAUACAGUGGGGGAAAAAAGUAUUUAGUCAGCCACCAAUUGUGCAAGUUCUCCCACUUAAAAAGAUGAGAGAGGCCUGUAAUUUUCAUCAUAGGUACACGUCAACUAUGACAGACAAAAUGAGAUUUAUUUUCUCCAGAAAAUCACAUUGUAGGAUUUUUAAUGAAUUUAUUUGCAAAUGAUGGUGGAAAAUAAGUAUUUGGUCAAUAACAAAAGUUUCUCAAUACUUUGUUAUAUACCUUUUGUUGGCAAUGACACAGGUCAAACGUUUUCUGUAAGUCUUCACAAGGUUUUCACACACUGUUGCUGGUAUUUUGGCCCAUUCCUCCAUGCAGAUCUCCUGUAGAGCAGUGAUGUUUUGGGGCUGUCGCUGGGCAACACGGACUUUCAACUCCUUCCAAAGAUUUUCUAUGGGGUUGAGAUCUGGAGACUGGCUAGGCCACUCCAGGACCUUGAAAUGCUUCUUACGAAGCCACUCAUUCGUUGCCCGGGCGGUUUGUUUGGGAUCAUUGUCAUGCUGAAAGACCCAGCCACGUUUCAUCUUCAAUGCCCUUGCUGAUGGAAGGAGGUUUUCACUCAAAAUCUCACGAUACAUGGCCCCAUUCAUUCUUUCCUUUACACGGAUCAGUCGUCCUGGUCCCUUUGCAGAAAAACAGCCCCAAAGCAUGAUGUUUCCACCCCCAUGCUUCACAGUAGGUAUGGUGUUCUUUGGAUGCAACUCAGCAUUCUUUGUCCUCCAAACACGACGAGUUGAGUUUUUACCAAAAAGUUAUAUUUUGGUUUCAUCUGACCAUAUGACAUUCUCCCAAUCCUCUUCUGGAUCAUCCGAAUGCACUCUAGCAAACUUCAGACGGGCCUGGACAUGUACUGGCUUAAGCAGGGGGACACGUCUGGCACUGCAGGAUUUGAGUCCCUGGCGGCGUAGUGUGUUACUGAUGGUAGGCUUUGUUACUUUGGUCCCAGCUCUCUGCAGGUCAUUCACUAGGUCCCCCCGUGUGGUUCUGGGAUUUUUGCUCACCGUUCUUGUGAUCAUUUUGACCCCACGGGGUGAGAUCUUGCGUGGAGCCCCAGAUCGAGGGAGAUUAUCAGUGGUCUUGUAUGUCUUCCAUUUCCAAAAUAAUUGCUCCCACAGUUGAUUUCUUCAAACCAAGCUGCUUACCUAUUGCAGAUUCAGUCUUCCUAGCCUGGUGCAGGUCUACAAUUUAGUUUCUGGUGUCCUUUGACAGCUCUUUGGUCUUGGCCAUAGUGGAGUUUGGAGUGUGACUGUUUGAGGUUGUGGACAGGUGUCUUUUUAUACUGAUAACAAGUUCAAACAGGUGCCAUUAAUACAGGUAACGAGUGGAGGCCUCUUAAAAAAGAAGUUACAGGUCUGUGAGAGCCAGAAAUCUUGCUUGUUUGUAGGUGACCAAAUACUUAUUUUCCACCAUAAUUUGCAAAUAAAUUCAUAAAAAAUCCUACAAUGUGAUUUUCUGGAUUUUUUUUCUUCUCAAUUUGUCUGUCAUAGUUGACGUGUACCUAUGAUGAAAAUUACAGGCCUCUCUCAUCUUUUUAAGUGGGAGAACUUGCACAAUUGGUGGCUGACUAAAUACUUUUUUUCCCACUGUAUAUAUGGCCUCCCGAGGGGCGCAGCGGUCUAAAGCACUGCAUCGCAUUGCUUGAGGCAUCACUACAGACCCAGGUUCGAUCCCAGGCUAUGUCACAGCCAGCCGUGACCGGGAGACCCACCAGGAUACUCAUGAGGCGGCGCACAAUUGGCCAGCUGGGAUUUCCUUGUCCCAUCUCGCUGUAGCGACUCCUUGUCGCGGGCCGGGCGCCUGCAAGCUGACUUUGUGGAGGCCAGGUCAUCUGAUGCAGCACUCCAUCACUCUCCUUCUUGGUCAAAUAGCCCUUACACAGCCUGGAGGUGUGUUGGGUCAUUGUCCUGUUGAAAAAUAACUGAUAGUCCCACUAAGCCCAAACCAGAUGGGAUGGCGUAUCGCUGCAGAAUGCUGUGGUAGCCAUGCUGGUUAAGUGUGCAUUGAAUUCUAAAUAAAUCACAGACAGUGUAACCAGCGAAGCACCCCCACACCAUAACACCUCCUCCUCUAUGGUUUACGGUGGGAACUACACAUGCGGAGAUCAUCGGUUCACCCACACCGCGUCUCACAAAGACACAGCGGUUGGAACCAGAAAUCUCAAAUUUGGACUCAUCAGACCAAAGGACAAAUUUCCACCAGUCUAAUGUCCAUUGCUCGUGUUUCUUGGCCCAAGCAGGUUUCUUCUUAUUAUUGGUGUCCUUUAGUAGUGGUUUCUUAGCAGCAAUUCGACCAUGAAGGCCUGAUUUACACAGUCUCCUCUGAACAGUUGAUGUUGAGAUGUGUCUGUGACUUGAACUCUGUGAAGCAUUUAUUUGGGCUGCAAUUUCUGAGGCUGGUAACUCUAAUGAACUUAUCCUCUGCAGCAGAGGUAACUCUGGGUCUUCUAUUCCUGUGGCGCUCCUCAUGAGAGCCAGUUUCGUCAUAGCGCUUCAUGGUUUUUGCGACUGCACUUGAAGAAACUUUCAAAGUUCUUGAAAUGUUCCGUAUUGACUGACCUUCAUGUCUUAAAGUAAUGAUGGACUGUUGUUUCUCUUUGCUUAUUUGAUCUGUUCUUGCCAUAAUAUGGACUUGUGGUCUUUUACCAAAUAGGGCUAUCUUCUGUAUACCCCCCCUACCUUGUCACAACACAACUGAUUGGCUCAAACGCAUUACGAAGGAAAGAAAUUCCACAAAUUAACUUUUAAGAAGGCAUACCUGUUAAUUGAUAUGCAUUCCAGGUGACUACCUCAUGAAGCUGGUCAAGAGAAUGUCAAGAGUGUGCAAAGCUGUCAUCAAGGCAAAGGGUGGCUAUAUGAAGAAUCUCAAAUAUAAAAUAUAUUUAGAUUUGUUUAACACUUUUUUGGUUACUACAUGAUUCCAUAUGUGUUAUUUCAUAGUUUUGAUGUCUUCACUAUUAUGCAAUGUGAAAAAUAGUACAAAUAAAGAAAACCCCUUGAAUGAGUAGGUGUGUCCAAACUUUUGACUGGUAGUGUAUAUAUGAGUUCAUUCUAAGAAAAAAGUAAAAUUUGACAAUAAAUUGAAUACCUGAAUUCCCACCAAAACCCCCGAACUCCAUUCAUUAUUUGUCUGUGCCAGUAAACUUUUAUAGGCUAUUAUUCAAUCAAUAUCUGAUGGAUUAUAAAAAUUCAAAAAGUUUGGAGUAGCUUCAUCCAUUGUCCAACUGUUGCAUUUAUAAGAAUUGUUUUUAAAACCUUUUAACAAUGUUGAUUACUGUUGCUAAUAUACCCUGCUUAGCUUUGGAAACCAGCUGUAUUCGAUUCAUCUGAGCUAUCAUGUUAAUACAUUUAGACAUUGAUCAGCUUCCAUACUCAUUUGCGUAGACUACCUAAAUAACAUUGACAUUGAUUUGCCCAAAGGACACCAUAAUUUCAACGUGAUGUAUACUAUCAUUCGUCCAUGAUUGAUUGGAUCUUUUGAAGUUUAGAAGUAGUUCCCAUUAGCCAUUUAAGUAGGAUACCAAAUUCAUGAUGUUAAUAAUAAACUUUUACGUUUGGAUAUUGUCUUUUAUAUAUGUUAUUCAUAAUAUACAGUAUAUAUACUAUCCAAGCAGAAGAUACAUCUCCUUCAAAUGUUGAUAUUUGGUUGCUUUCACAAUUCAUUCAAUCCAGUUUGUUUACAAAUUAUUUAUAUGUUGGAUUCACGUUUUCAUCUCAACCAAAAAUCGAAGUAAAAAAAUAGCACUGAAUCAAAUAAAACUUUAAAUGCACUUCAAAUAAAGUUUGAUUUGAUUUAGUCCUAAUCUUCAACUUAGAUUUUUGGUUGAGAUGGAGACGUGAAUCCAACACAUUAAUAACUUUUCGAUUAAAUUGGAAAUCAACCAACCAUCCUUCAUAUACAAGACAAUAUCCAAAGGUAAAAGUGUAUUAUUAAUAUAAUGAAUUUGACAUCCUAUUUAUCACCCACUAUGGUAACUAACUAAUGGUAACUAAUGGUAACUAAUGGUAACUACUUUAGAACUUCCAAAGGUCCAAUCAACUAUGGAUGAAUGACAGUAUACCUACCUACACGUUGAAAUUAUGGUGUCAUUUAUUGGGCAAAUCAGAUGACAAUGUAGCCUACAUAAACCCAACCUCACUCUGAAUUUAAUUUAACAUACAGCUUGUGUAAGAAAAGUUAGAGGAGUUACUUUCAACUUUUCAAUGUUAUUUAGGUAGUCUACGCAAAUGAGUAUGGAAGCUGAUCAAUGUCUAACUGUGUUGACAUGAUAGGUCAGCUGAAUCGAAUACAGCUUGUUUCGAAAGCUAAACAGGGUAGAUAGAGGUAGGCAUAUGGAUGGUAGACCCGUUCUCACUGAAGUGCAUUAUUCCUCAUAGUAGGAGUCAAGGUUCAGGCAGGAAUCGUUGGACUGUUGCUUCACAUUUUAUUUCAAUAUACCUCUUUAUUUAGAUUGAUAGCAUGAUGUUGAAACAAUGACGUUGAUUCAAACAUACUGUACCAUUUUACUAUCAACAUUGAAACAAGGUCAAAUAAAAUAUCUUAUCAAAUCAGAGAUUCAACAUAAUUUCAACCACCCAAUAUAUUGAAUAUAUGCAGAAAAAUAUUUUUUACAUUUCUAUGUGGAAUUUUCUAUGGAAUUUCAACGUAUACAUUGUUCUGACGAUUAUGUUGAAAUUAGAUUGAUGUAACAAGCUGUUAGACAGGUUAAGUCAAUGUAUUUAAGUUGAAGUUUCAAUUUACAAGGCUGUUUGAAAUGAGAUGAAAACAGUACUGGUUGACUUUUUUCAAAUCCAAUGCAUUUUCCACAUUGAUUACACGUCACAAUACGUUGACAAAUUACGUUAAAACAAUGUUGAUUCAACCAGUGUGUGCCCAGUGGGAUGUUACAGGUCGCAUUUAAACCUGUUCUUACCUCAAGCUCUUUUUGACAAUCCAUUUAGUCCUCUUUUCCGUAACCAGUCACGUGCCCAAAUUAGCUUCUUUUUUAAAUGUUGUCUUCGCUUUUCCGGAGCAUAACAAUGCACAUACAAGGAACACAGCAUCAUCCUUGGUUGCCAUGAUGAUUUCCUUACUACACUUGAGUAAACAUGCCCAGCAAAAAUAUAGCCUGAUUCUGGCCUGAUCGUCCAAUUGUACUGCCGUGGAGGUACCGCCAUGUGUAUGUACAAUACCAAUUACUAGUUCACUACGAUUUUGAUUGACUGAAUCGUUAAAUGUUCCACAUUUGGAAAUACUCCUUACACGUCUUCUUUUUAUAUUUAUUUUUACAAAUACUCCUUACACGUCUUUUUUUCUAAAAAUGUUUAAUGGUCAUGAAUCUUAACCAACAAUAAGCAAACCAAUGUUUUAUGCUAACAGAAUGUGUUCAAAGAUUUGUAGAAAAUGGAAAACUGUGAGUGGACAAUGUCUUUUUUUUGUGCAACGUUUAAAACAAAAUGAACUACAUGUUUUAGUUCAAUGACGUGAACUUGGCAAAAAAUUAAAUAAAUGCUGUAGAAUGUUGUCGGUUGGCAGUAGAUCCCAUACAUUUCUCGGUGGAAAAUGUCAACAAAUAGUCAUUGUUGUACAAGUCAUAUGAUUCAUGUCCAGUGUGUGGUGUGUGUGUGUGUGUUGUCUAAGAUGUUUGGAGCAAUGCCCCAGAGAUAUUAAGUUAUGCCAUGCUGUAGCCUGCUUUGUAGAACAUUCCCCUGUUAUCAAACUUAGGAUACUUUUACUUAAAGUUAAAGAUAUAUGAAAUUAAUGGAAACCUCACAAACUGGGGCUGUAAGUCUAAUUACAAGUUACCAGUGCUGGACAAAUAGAUAUAAAGAUGAUAUCCUAGAAAAUACUUUUGAGAUCACCAAUAUAACUACUUUUGAGAUCACCAAUAUAACUACACCAGAUUAGUGUACCUACAUGUAGCGGUAUGGGCUGAACUGUUACUGGGGCAACACUAUUAUUCAGUCUGACUACUGGGGAGGGUUAUUAUUGGACUAGCUCUAUUAAUAGGGAGACAUUCUAAAAUUGAGAUGUGUAUUUGGACUGGAUCCGUGGACACAUCAGAGCAGUUGUGGUAUGAGACCAGCCUCACCACUCAGUCCCAAGAGGGAGGUGGUAGCUUGCUGGCUCUUUAUGCGUGGGGAUGUAUGUGUCUGUGUGUGUGAGAGAGAGAGAGAAAGAGAGAGCGUGAGUGUGUCUGUGUGUGUGUGUGCCUGUCUGUCUGUCUGUCUGCACAACCUCCCCCCUCCUCUCUCUCUGUGUGUGACCUGCAGCCCUCCUGUCACAUUUCACCCCAGUGUGUCACAUUCCUGGUUAUCUCAGGGGGGUUACGUACCUCUGCUCUGAGAGGCAGGAAGGCGGACAGGCAACACACUGUUUCUCCAUGGUGGGGUACUGGACGUGAGGCGGGUUACCAGGCCUCCCUAUUCCAACAGCAAGUCUCCCUGGAGAUCUUCAGUAAUGCCCUGAAUCACUGCACUUCCCUGUGGAAAUGAGCUGUUUUCCCUUUAUUUCACACAGCAGUCAUUCUAUUUGAUUGGGACGACACAACACACAAGUCCGCUCUGAUGUUGAAACAUAUAGCAUAUGUCUGUGGUGUGAGGUUAGGCUUGUCACACCAUUCUAGCAAGACCCUCUGCCCAAUUGACUGGACCAAUGACGACAGUCCACACUUAGGGUCCAGGUUCACAUGUAGAAAAAAGGGAGGGUCUCUUAGGAUGGAGGGGUGGAUCCGAUUGGCCUCUGCUGGCUGACGACGACAAGUCACAUCAGUCAGUCAUCUAUAGACCAUUAGCUCUCUAAAUUCAGCAUAAACAUGUUUCAUGGUUGAACUGUGUGCGUCUAACAUUUAAAGUCUCCCCCUCCCCCUCACUAUUACUACUACAGCAGCUCCAUUGACUACAGUGUCUGACAGAGCAAACGGCUGGUGACUCACACUGCGAGCCUCUGUGAUCUCGCUGUGGAGAAAAAAAAGACACUCCCUCUGCUGGUCAUUUGUGGAAGUGUUCUCCGUCUUUUUGCUUUACUGGUUGGUGACUUGUAGGCUCCCUUCCCUUGUCUGUCUGGUAUGGAAUUUACCAGAGGUGGAAUGCCUACCAAUGUCAUCCUGAGAAUAUGUAUGGUCUGGUCAGUUUGACAGCAAAUGUAUGAUGAAACAUUAUGUGUGGUAAUGGUUAUCCCUCCAUGUCUCUCCUGCAGCUGGCUGAAGCCCUGAGUUCACAGACAGAUAACAGGAAUGUAAUGUUUCAAAUGCAGCCAUAACACGCAUUGAGGUUUUGGUAUUAUACAACAGUUCUGGUUUGACCAUUUUUGAUGGUUGGUAAUUCGGGGUACUGUGUGGGGUUUGGUCAUCUGUAGCUCAGGAAAGAGGAAUGUUGUUAUAGGAUGUAAUGCAAAGGAGUCAUUUCUGUUAAUUGUUAUGCACAUGAUACUCUCUAUAUAUCCUAUUGUGUGACCUUAGCUGUCAAGUGUGUCAUCUAUUCUGCUUCCGCUUUUACAGCUUUUUAGACAAGAUUGAAAUCGUGAAGCAGAGUGACUACACUCCCACUGAUCAGGACUUGUUGAGAUGCAGAGUACUGACUUCAGGGAUCUUCGAGACAAGAUUCCAAGUGGACAAAGUCAAUUUUCAGUGAGUUUGAUGUGUCAGCCAUUUUUCUUUAAAUGGAAGAUGAAUACCCUAGUAAACUGUUGAUCCCUUUGUGUUACUGUUACUUGUUAUCAGUUGAUCUAUUGGGCAGGAAGUAACUCUCGUUGUCUUUUCCCCUCUCCCAGUAUGUUUGAUGUUGGAGGUCAGAGGGACGAACGCCGAAAGUGGAUUCAGUGUUUUAAUGGUAAGGCCUCUGUACCACCCAAUACUGUUGUAUUUCUACCCGCCGAUAAGUGGAUAGCAAAUGGCAUGGGGAUGCAUCCACCUUCACAUCCAUGAACAGGUCCUGUAUCAUAUCUAACCCAGUGGUGAUUCUCUCUGCUUGUCUGUCCCUCCAGAUGUGACGGCCAUUAUCUUCGUGGUGGCCAGCAGCAGCUACAACAUGGUGAUCCGGGAAGACAAUCAGACCAACCGGUUGCAGGAGGCCCUCAACCUCUUCAAGAACAUCUGGAACAACAGGCAAGACCUCUCAAUGCUCUCUCCCCCUUUUAGUCAUCUCCCUCUCUCUCCCCCUCACAAAGCCAUUACUGUCCUUGACAUACUGAAUUGUUGUGUUAAUCCCAGCCACAGCAGUUGCCGAUAGGGAUUUUUUACCCUUUGUGCUCAUUUAAAAUUCAAUGCGCCACAAUUCAAUUUAAUUUCUGGCCUAGGUCAAUGAUUUGUAGAACCGUGGUGUGCUGUGUAAAUGUAUUAGUCAUUGACUUGAAUACAUCUACCUGAACUCACUUUGUUGUUGUUUCUCACCUCAGGUGGCUACGGACUAUUUCUGUCAUUCUCUUCCUGAACAAACAGGACCUGCUAGCAGAGAAGGUGUUGGCAGGGAAAUCUAAAAUUGAAGAGUAUUUCCCAGAGUUUGCACGCUACACCACGCCAGAUGAUGGUAAGAGAAAUACAGUAAUACUCUUGAUCAACUAUCUACUGUAACUAUUCAAGGCUGUCGAGAUCAACUAUUUUAAGUUAAUCUGUAAAUGUAACAAUUGUAAUAAUAUAACUUGGAACACUUUGGAACUUUUUGGUGAAGAAUGAAUCUUGUUGACAUGGAUUAUUUUACUGAUGGAAAUGAAAAUGUCUAGUAUACGGUGAUUAGACAGAUGAUGAUUAUAUCAGUGAUUUGGUCUAUUUGUCCUUCUCAACCAGCAACACCAGAGCCAGGGGAGGAUCCUCGUGUCACAAGGGCAAAGUACUUCAUACGUGAUGAGUUUCUGGUACGUGCCUUUAAUGUCCAUUCACCUUUUUGUUGACCUUUUUGUAUGAGACUGUGUGUAGCAGUCUCAGACCAAUAUGCACACAGCCCUAUGUGAAUAUGAAUCCCUUCUCUUCUCUGUGGCCUUUUCAGAGGAUCAGCACAGCCAGCGGAGACGGAAGGCAUUAUUGUUAUCCCCAUUUCACCUGCGCAGUGGAUACUGAAAACAUCCGGCGCGUCUUCAACGACUGUCGAGACAUCAUUCAGAGGAUGCACUUACGACAAUAUGAGCUCUUGUGA